Messenger RNA from Echinops telfairi (small Madagascar hedgehog), 948 nucleotides. RefSeq names its product olfactory receptor 2AJ1. Gene Ontology annotation, cellular component: membrane. The coding region runs from base 1 to 948 and encodes 315 amino acids. NCBI's taxonomy places the organism in Eukaryota, Metazoa, Chordata, Mammalia, Afrosoricida, Tenrecidae. Gene Ontology annotation, molecular function: G protein-coupled receptor activity; olfactory receptor activity. The transcript has a single exon. The record is from RefSeq and is a predicted model, not a curated record. Gene Ontology annotation, biological process: G protein-coupled receptor signaling pathway.
AUGGGAUUUCAGAAUCAAACUUACAGCAGUGACUUUAUUCUACUGGGACUGUUCUCUUCCUCUCUAACAAGCCAGAUAUUCUUCUCGUUUCUUUGUGUCAUUUAUAUUAUGACUGUAACAGAAAACACAGUCAUGAUUCUCCUGAUCCGUAGAAACAUACGCCUCCACACUCCUAUGUAUUUCUUGCUCAGCCAUCUCUCUUUCAUGGAUAUCUUGCAUAUUUCCAACAUUGUUCCUAAAAUGGUUGCUGACUUCCUGUCAGGCAGCAGAACAAUUUCAUUCAUAGGUUGUGGCUUCCAGAUAUUUUUGUCCCUCACUCUCUUGGGUGGUGAAUGCCUCCUCUUGGCAGCAAUGUCCUAUGAUCGCUACAUAGCCAUUUGUCAGCCACUGCAUUACCCCAUUCUUAUGAAUGAAUAUGUCAGCAUUCUCAUGGCUGGUGGGUCCUGGCUUGUGGGGACAUUCAACGCCACAGUUCACACAAUUUAUGCUCUCCACUUCCCCUUUUGUGGCUCAAGGGCCAUUGAUCACUUUUUCUGUGAAGUCCCAGCCAUGUUGAAAUUGUCCUGUAUAAACACAUCACACUACGAACGAGUCAUUUAUGUUAGUGGCAUCAUAUUCCUAGUCAUCCCUUUUUCCAUGAUUUUUGCUUCUUAUGUUAAAGUUCUUCUUACUAUCCUCCAAAUGAAAUCAUUAGAAGUACGGAGAAAGUCCUUUUCUACUUGCUCCUUCCACAUGAUUGUGGUCAUGAUGUACUAUGGACCAUUCAUUUUUACAUAUAUGAGACCAAAGGUCUACCAUACCUCAGGCCAAGAUAAGCUCUUGGCAAUAUUUUAUACGAUCCUCACUCCUACACUCAACCCCAUCAUCUACAGUUUUAGAAAUAAAGAUGUUCAGGGGGCAAUGAAAAUUAUGCUUGAAAGUAUCUUUCUGCCUAAAAGACUAAUGUAA